This is a messenger RNA of Episyrphus balteatus (marmalade hoverfly), 1862 nucleotides long. RefSeq names its product dnaJ homolog subfamily A member 4 (gene Droj2). Gene Ontology annotation, biological process: protein refolding; response to heat. The record is from RefSeq and is a predicted model, not a curated record. Gene Ontology annotation, molecular function: Hsp70 protein binding; ATP binding. Gene Ontology annotation, cellular component: cytoplasm; cytosol. NCBI's taxonomy places the organism in Eukaryota, Metazoa, Arthropoda, Insecta, Diptera, Syrphidae. The transcript is spliced from 3 exons. The coding region runs from base 333 to 1547 and encodes 404 amino acids.
AGCAUUUGUAAAAAAUCGCUCGAAGAAGAGCAUUCAACCACAUGCACCACGUUUCUUUGUGAGAAAACUUCUUUUUGCUGGAAGUGAAAAAAAAAAAUAUAUAUUUCUAAAAAAAAAAGAGCAAUCCCAUCAGUUUGUAUUUAAUUUAAAUAUAUAAAAUAAUUACAAAUCGUGAAAAAGAACAAAGAAAAAAACACCAGGAACUCGAGAAAAAAAAACUACUUUGUGGAAUAUUUUUUUUUUUUUUCGUCAGAAGAAAAAAAACCCUUGCGAAACCCGUAAAAUAGAAUCAAUCUCACUGUCACACAACUUAGAACUAAAAACACAAAACAAUGGUGAAAGAAACCGGUUACUAUGAUCUGCUUGGUGUAAAGCCCAAUGCAUCCCCCGAAGAGUUAAAGAAAGCCUACAGAAAACUUGCCCUCAAAUACCACCCCGACAAGAACCCAAAUGAGGGAGAGAAAUUCAAGGCCAUUUCUCAGGCAUACGAAGUUCUCUCAGACACCGACAAACGUCAAAUCUACGACGAAGGUGGUGAAUCAGCCAUCAAGAAGGGAGGCAAUGACACUGGUGAUAUGCGCAAUCCAAUGGACUUCUUCGAGAAGUUCUUUGGUGGUGGCUUUGGAACCGGUGGGGGUGUCAGACGACGAGAGCGUCGAGGCAAGGAUGUCAUUCAUCAAAUGGGUGUCCAAUUGGAAGAGAUUUACAAUGGAACAACACGUAAACUCGCUCUGCAGAAGAACGUAAUUUGUGACAAGUGUGAGGGACGUGGUGGCAAGAAGGGAUCAAUUGAAAAAUGUACACAGUGCCGAGGUAACGGUUACGAGACCCGCAUUCAACAGAUUGGACCCGGUGUGGUGCAACAGAUUGAACAAGUCUGCCGCAAAUGUUUGGGUCAGGGUGAGAUUAUUUCAGAAAAGGAUCGUUGCAAACAGUGUAACGGCCGCAAGACCGUUCGCGAACGCAAAGUCUUGGAAGUACACAUCGAGAAGGGCAUGCGCGAUGGCCAGAAGAUUGUCUUUGCUGGUGAAGGUGAUCAUGAACCAGAUUUGCAACCCGGCGAUAUCAUUAUUCUGUUGGAAGAGAAGGAACAUGCUGUAUUUAGACGCUUGGGUGACGAUUUAACAUUGAAAAUGCCCAUUCAGUUGGUAGAGGCUUUGUGCGGAUUCCAACGUGUCAUCAAGACAUUAGACAAUCGUGAUUUGGUUAUCACUUCGCCACCCGGUGAGGUUAUAAAGCACCAGCAAGCCAAGUGCAUUAUGGAAGAGGGUGUGCCACACUAUAAAAAUCCAAUGGAAAAAGGUCGAUUGAUCAUUCAGUUUGAGGUGAUCUUCCCCGACACACUACCAAUUGCUGUGCUUCCAGCUUUAGAGCAGUGCUUACCACCAAGGCAAGAAGUAGCUAUUCCAAUUGACGCCGAAGUUGUUACUUUGGAGGAACUUGAUCCACAUGUUAACCAUCGCCAGCAUAAUCAUCCAGCUUACGAAGAGGACGAGGAUUGCUACCAUCAAGGUGGUCCAAGAAUACAACAAUGUUCAACCAAUUAAGCUACUUACACAUCCAUACAACAUAAUACAUCCCUUAGAGCAAGAUUUGAACUAACUCAAAUAAUAUAAUAAAUAAAAAAAUGUAAACAAAUACACAAAAAAUCAACACACAUAGAUUACUAAAAAACAAAAAAGAAAGAAAUUUAGCGAAGAUUGAUUGCGUCCAAGAGUAUGACGCAAAAGGAAAAGUAUUCCAACACGAAACAUCCAAAAAAAAAACGGAAAGAAACACAAAAAAUCUUAUACUAAACAUGUCGUGUUAAGAAAAGGCUAUAAAAUGUAUUGUUUUCAAAAUAAACUUUAAACAACAAAAAC